GCACUACAACACCACCAUUGUUGCUCUUCCUUUGUCCUUCCCUUCUAGUUCUACAAACAAUUCAAACGUUAGUCACACCCAUCUCCACUCUGACAUCAGGAAACCAUACAAACAGUUCAAGGCUGCAUCACUUGAGGAAGAAGUGAAACCUAACUUGUGACCGCGCGCCUUUCUCCACUCAGACAUGGCAGAGCCUCGCAUCCCUGGGAGGAUGAACCGCCUCUGCUGUCCAAUAUGCGACGAGGUUCUCCGGAACCCCACGACUAUUACCUGCGGACACAAGUUCUGCAUGCAGUGCAUCCAGGACCACUUUGCUUGUGACGAGAGGGCGAACCGUCUCUGCAGCUGUCCUGAAUGUGGUCAAAAGUUUCCCUCCAGACCACAGCUGAUCAGGAACGCACCUCUAGUUGACUCGGUGAGGGUCUGGGACACAGCGAACACUGCCAGUGAGAAGAGGAAGCAUUUAGAAGCGUCAAAGGAGGCCCCGAAGAGAGCCCGAAGCUGUUCUGAAACACGAACAUCAUCAGGAAGCACUUUGUGUGUGAGGCACAGCAGCCCUCUGGAUAUUUACUGCUGCACGGACGAGCAGAUCAUAUGUGCAGUGUGUGCUCAAGCUGAGCACAGUGGACACACCAUAGGGUCGGUGAGGGAGGAAAGGAGGAGGAAACAGGAGGAGCUGAAGAACAUACAAACAAAAUCCAAGCAGAUUCUCCAGAAACAAGAAAAGAAAUGGGAUAACAUGGGGAAGAUUCAGAUUCAGGAGGAGGCAAGAGAAACACAGGACUACUGUGGGAGCGUCUUGGCCGGCGUCAUUGACUCCCUCCAGAGACAUUACAUGUCAGUGAGGGAGCUGAUCAGAGGUCACGAGGAGGAGGCAGCAGCUCAGGUUGAGAGCUCCCUACAGACCCUGCAGGUGAAGAUGGAGGAAAUGAGGAAGAGGGAUGCUGAGCUGAAUCGUCUGACACAGACUGACAGCGAUGUCCAUUUCUUGCAGAAAUGCCCCUCCCUGCAGCACCUCCGUGAAAAAGAACCUCGCCAUCUUGUCCACGAGGUCUCAGAGGAUCCACUCCUCCCCUUUAAGUGUAUAAAGAGAGCUGUCGACCAGCUUGGGAAGCAACUGGAGGAAUUUUGCGACAAAGAAUUUGCCUCAAUCUCUCAAACCGGUCUCUCUGGAGUUAACACUCUGACUGAACAGAACGUGGAGCCUAAAACCAGAGCAGAGUUCCUGGAGUAUGCAUGUGGCCUCAGCCUGGACCCCACCACAGCUCAUGAGGACCUGGUUAUUCAUGAGGGAAACAAAGAGGUGAGAAUGAGCCCUCUCCAAUGUAAGAGCCAAGCUAUUCGUCACCCGGAGAGGUUCAUCCACCGACGGCAGGUGCUGUGCAGAGAGGGGCUGCAGGCAGAGCGCUGCUACUAUGAGAUAGAGGUGGAAGGAGAAAAGGCUGAGAUCGCCCUCACCUACAAAGGAAUAGACAGGAAAUCUCGCACUGCACUGUCAGCUUUUGGGGGCAAUGCAAAAUCCUGGAGUCUUGAUCGCUCCACAAACUACUCUGUGAGCCACAGAGCUGACAGCAUUCAACUGACAACAUACCCCAGUCAGCGCAGGCUUGGCGUUUAUCUGAAGUUUAAGGAGGGAACUCUGUCAUUCUACGAGGUGUCAGACAGUAUGACGUUUCUUUACAAGGUUGAAGCUAAAUUCACAGAGCCUCUGUAUCCAGGCUUCUGGCUUGGAGAGAAAUGUUGCAUCAGGAUCUGUGAUUUGAAACAGGACAGACUGUAAAACUACCUGUGAGGUUCAUAGACCGGGCCAUGACUGAAUCUCCUCAUUUGUAGUCUUUUGAUUGUUUUGUUGUCUUCUAUAUGUGGGGUUGCUCAAUAUAAAGUAGCCCCAAAAUAAAAUGCAUUACACAGUAGAGCCCUCUGGAGCCACAUCUCAAUAGAUUUUUUGGUUAUAUGAAUGAAAUGUCAAAAUGAUAUAUUUGUUCCUUUCUCAAAGGAACAUAAAUAU
This is a messenger RNA of Perca flavescens (yellow perch), 2008 nucleotides long. RefSeq names its product tripartite motif-containing protein 16-like protein. Lineage: Eukaryota; Metazoa; Chordata; Actinopteri; Perciformes; Percidae. The record is from RefSeq and is a predicted model, not a curated record. The transcript has 6 exons. The coding region runs from base 185 to 1780 and encodes 531 amino acids. Gene Ontology annotation, molecular function: zinc ion binding; protein binding.